This is a messenger RNA of Pseudomyrmex gracilis, 1835 nucleotides long. RefSeq names its product synaptotagmin-10-like. Bases 129 to 1586 code for a protein of 485 amino acids. Lineage: Eukaryota; Metazoa; Arthropoda; Insecta; Hymenoptera; Formicidae. Gene Ontology annotation, cellular component: membrane. The record is from RefSeq and is a predicted model, not a curated record. Gene Ontology annotation, molecular function: phosphatidylserine binding; SNARE binding; calcium ion binding. Gene Ontology annotation, biological process: calcium-ion regulated exocytosis; cellular response to calcium ion; regulation of calcium ion-dependent exocytosis. The transcript has 10 exons.
CGUACCAGCGAGCCAGACAAAGCGGCACGAUCGAGACGAGAUAAUCGCUGUGGGACGAAGCUUCAGAAUACCGGCUGUGUCCGUUCGCUCGCACUCAGUCAGUCCGUAGCAUCCGGCGUUCGCUCAGCAUGGGGGUUGUCAAGACAGCGUCGGAGAGCAUUCUCGAGGAAACCGUACUCCCGAGCGAGGAGGCGAAUUAUUCGCUACAGGGCCACACCGACGAAUGGAGCGAGAACUUUCCCUAUCAGCUUCUGGUAGGAGCAGGAGUGGCCUUGGUCUUUCUGGUCCUCCUGGCAGCCGUGAGCUUUCAGUGCUCCUCGACUUGGCGAUGGUUAAUGAGCAUGACUCGACAUGAGAGCACCGAGGAUACCGAGACCGAUCAGACUCAGCAGAACGCGAUCCGCAUCAGUCACUCUCUUCCGGAUCUUCAGUCGAAACCGAUCACUCACGAAUACGUUCAGGAGCAAAAGGAAAAUAAGAAGGUGCUGCGUCAAACUACUUUACCCAUCGUGCCAAUGAGGCAUCAAAGUUUUCAACGUCAACUGUCGCACCGUCUUGAUUUGCCCAACAUCAAGUUCAGUAUUUGCAGCUUCGAAAAUCGGAGCGAUUCCAGCCUUGGCCUGAUCAAGCCGGAGUUAUAUAAAAAAGAACUUGUGAGACAAGACAGCGCGGAAAGUUCCAGCACAACGGAAAUGGAAUACGUUGGAAAACUGCAUUUCGCUCUUCGCUACGAUAAGGAAAUGGAAGGACUCGUUGUCAAGGUUCUGGAAGCUCGCGAAUUGCCGAUAAAAGACGUAACCGGUAGCAGCGAUCCGUACAUCAAAGUGUAUCUGUUGCCGGACAGAAAGAAGAAGUUCCAGACAAAAGUGCAUCGAAAGAAUUUGAAUCCGAUAUUCAACGAAACGUUCAUCUUCAGCGUGUCGUACGAGGAACUGAGGGAACGUUACCUGCAAUUUUCCGUUUACGAUUUCGAUCGGUUUUCACGUCAUGAUCUCAUUGGACAAGUAGUUCUCAAGGGUCUAUUAGAUUGUACCGAUCUGGAGCAAGAAAUUGAAUAUACGAUGGACAUCCUCUGCGCGUUACAGGAAAAAGUAGAUCUGGGAGAAUUGAUGUUAUCCUUGUGCUAUCUACCAACGGCCGGUCGAUUGACGUUAACCGUGAUCAAAGCCAGGAAUCUUAAGGCUAUGGAUAUAACGGGCAAAUCAGAUCCGUACGUAAAAGUUUACCUGCUAUGCCAAGGCAAAAGAAUAAAGAAGAAAAAGACGACGGUGAAGAAGAACACUCUUUAUCCCGUUUAUAACGAGGCGCUUGUUUUCGAUGUUCCCUCAGACAACAUCGAAGACGUCAGUCUUAUAGUGAAAGUAAUUGAUUACGACAGAAUUGGAUCGAACGAAUUGAUGGGAUGCACGGCGAUUGGCUCGAGUUUUAUCGGAAUCGGUCGCGAUCACUGGCUGGAGAUGUUGGAUAAUCCGAGGAAACCGGUGGCCCAGUGGUACCCAUUGACGGAAACCGUGUCCGGUCAUAUUCCAGACGUGGAUUCGCAGCCACUUCCGGUGAGCCUGAGCUGCUUAAACAGCAACAGAUGAAGACAAAAGGCGGAAAGUAACCCUUGCAGAAAAGGUUCGAAAAUAUUGUCGAACGCCGGCUUGGACGUCGUCUCCUUCUGUCGUCACUUAAUGCAUGUCGCUUGACUGACUUAAGUACAACUUCUGUCUUAGAGAGCCGGAAGGCGAAAUCUGUGCUUUGCGAAACCUUACCUCGUGCAGCAGGCAUGAAAUAAUAAACGAUUCGACGACGUAUACGAAUAUAAUACACCGAUGUAAUUCCCGGAAAUA